Molecule: messenger RNA, 374 nt
Organism: Plasmopara halstedii
Lineage: Eukaryota; Oomycota; Peronosporomycetes; Peronosporales; Peronosporaceae
Exons: 1
Coding region: 52-333 (93 amino acids)
Source: RefSeq, a predicted model, not a curated record
GGAAUACAUGAUCUAUUCUCCAAAUGAGAAAGCUGUAGUCGUCAUACAGGAAUGUCAAAAAUAUCAAAUACGCUGACGGACAAAAAGAUGUUCAGCGAUGCUGUGACUCUGGUGGAGUACGAUGAGGAUUGGGCGAGAAUACAGCAAGAAAGUCGAAUCGAAAGCAUUGAGUUCAGGUGGGAUCGAGGUGGGCAUGAAAGACGAUCACAAGUUCCAGAAGCCAAUACUUCUGAACAAAACCGUCCUGAGUCCAACUGCGGUGAGUCUGGCCUCGCAGAUGAAAAAUUGGACCGAUGCGGUACCUGUAAAUUGAAGCCAACCGAAUUUGGUUGAUCUGUGUGUGUUUUUUAGAUGCAAGAUCGACCAGCGUGGAG